UGAGUGACAGGCUACUUAAAGAGCAGAGCUGAGGACCCUGCCGAAGCUGGCAGCAUCCGUCGCCUUCAUCAGCAUGUCUGUUCACAGCCAGAGAUUGAAUGGCACAUGCUGAGAACACUUUGCUGAUACAGAGCAGGAGGUAGCUAUAGAUUAAAUUUCUGGUGUCAAACCUUCAUCAACAACAGAGGUCAUCAUGGGGUCAAGUUCUUCAUCUUAUGCUCCAAAAACUAUUUAUCUGGACGUGGAUGGAAAAGUGCAAAGAGUGGUUUUCAGUCGAUAUUGCAGCCCAUGUGACAUCAAGGAGAUUCUCUGUUCAUCAUCCAAUAUUACAAGAAACACAGAAAUCCUUUUGGUAGACCCAGAAGGAGCAUUGAUAUCUAUUGACCCUACCAUGCCUGCAAACAAUCCAAACAGUUUGUAUAAGGUUGUGCCUCAUUCCACAAGCCAAGCAGGAGAGAAAGAAGACAUGUUCCAGAAUGUUCUGUCACAAGUGGCUGAGCAGUUCAGCAGAGCCUUCAGAAUUAAUGAGAUAAAGACUGAAGUGACCAACAGACUGGCCAUGCUGGAGAAGAGAGUUGAAUUGGAAGGACUGAAAGUUGUGGAAAUUGAGAAGUGCAAGAACGAUCUGAAGAAACUAAGGGAUGAAAUUACCUCUAGAGGAGGAGUGAGAGUGAACUGCAACUGCAAAUACAACUUUACUGAUGAUGGAAUGAAACUCUCUCCCAGGAGAGACAUUCCAAACUACCCAAAGUACACCCUUUCUGAUGAGACUAUUGAAGCUUUGAAGAAGCCCACCUUUGAUGUUUGGCAUUGGGAACAUAAUGAGAUGCUUAGUUGUUUGGAGUAUAUGUAUCAUGACCUUGGACUGGUAAAGGAGUUAAACAUGAACCCAAUAACUCUUAAAAGAUGGCUGCUGGCAAUUCAAGAAAAUUACCGUGAAAACCCUUUCCACAACUUCCGCCAUUGCUUUUGUGUGAGUCAGAUGAUGUACGGAAUGAUCCAUUUGUGUAACCUUCAGGAGAGGUUGACCAUGACAGACAUGUGUAUUCUGAUGACUGCAGCGGUGUGCCAUGACCUGGACCACCCGGGAUACAACAACACGUAUCAGAUUAAUGCUCGCACUGAGCUGGCUGUGCGCUACAAUGACAUCUCUCCGCUGGAGAACCAUCACUGUGCUGUGACUUUCCAAAUCCUCUCCAUGCCCGAAUGCAACGUAUUCGCCAAUAUAGAGCCCGAGUCAUUCAAACAGAUUCGACAGGCAAUCAUUAGUCUCAUUUUGGGGACAGAUAUGGCGAGACGAGAGAUACUGGACUCCUUCAAACAGAAAGUGGACAACUUUGACUUUACCAAUGAGGAGCACAUCAAAUGUCUAAAGAUGGUCUUGAUCAAGUGCUGUGACAUCUCGAAUGAGGUCAGACCCACUGAGGUGGCAGAGCCAUGGGUGGACUGUUUGCUGGAGGAAUACUUUAUCCAGCUCUUUCCUCAGAUUGAGGAGAUCAUGGUUCAACCCUUGAGGGACUCUCGGGAUCAUUACGAAGAACUGAAGCAGAUAGAUGACGCCAUGUCAGAGGCACAGAAGAAGAAAACGGAGAGCUUGUCUUUGGGUGGAAGGAAGAAAUAGACAAGCUCCUUCUUUUAUGGGAUCGAAGGCUUGUCCAGCUUCCAGUUUCCUGAAACUGAGGUCUUGAAUUGUUUGGGCUCUCCAAGCACCCUAUUUCUGAAGGAGAGUGUUGGACCUCCUUCUGUGAAGUAUCAGAAUGUCCAGAAAAGUAAAUCACUGUGAGGAGAGGAGUUUUUUGUUCUGUUGUUAUUAAGUGCUUGGCCCUCGAAUAUUUUAUAUUUUUCAAAGGCUAGAAUACAGGCUAGAAUACAAUAGGCUAGAAUACAAUAGGCUAGAAUACAAUCAUUUUUGGAACUCAGAUUUAUAGCUCAAGGAUGUUGUUACAUUACAUGUUACUGUUGCGAUGUGGUACGUCUUGAAAAGCUUAUGACCAAAGUAAUGGAGUUUUUUGCAUUCUAAAAACACAUUUGCAGAGCAGUUACAGAUUAAAUGUACACAAUUUAUUUA
Triplophysa dalaica is the source of this 2068-nucleotide messenger RNA. RefSeq names its product phosphodiesterase 9ab (gene pde9ab). Gene Ontology annotation, biological process: cGMP catabolic process. NCBI's taxonomy places the organism in Eukaryota, Metazoa, Chordata, Actinopteri, Cypriniformes, Nemacheilidae. Gene Ontology annotation, molecular function: 3',5'-cyclic-GMP phosphodiesterase activity. The record is from RefSeq and is a predicted model, not a curated record.